CCGACUUCUGAAGUGUUGGAGCUGGCAGAGUCGCCGCUGGAUUUGUUUCUAUUCUUCAUGCCGAAGAAGUUCUGGAGAAAGGUGGCAGCAGAAUCGAAUCGGUACUUCCUGCAGAACGUGACCACACGGGUCGACCGAAUGUAUGCCAAUCAAAAGACGCCGGGCAAGAAUUCAAGGGAUGAGUUCAUGAUGCGCGAGGCGAAGAAGGACGACAUUGAAGCUCACGAGAUUAUACACGUCCUGGGAUUGCUGCUGGCGCGGAUGCUGAACCCACAGCGCCGCUGUUUUCGAGACUAUUGGUCUACGGAAAGGGUUGGAGCUGUGGCACGCGGAACGUUCAACGACUACAUGCCUCGCCAUCGAUUCGAGCAUAUCAUGGCUAACCUACAGUUCACGAACAAC
Molecule: messenger RNA, 402 nt
Organism: Phytophthora sojae
Lineage: Eukaryota; Oomycota; Peronosporomycetes; Peronosporales; Peronosporaceae
Exons: 1
Source: RefSeq, a predicted model, not a curated record